CGUCCAUUCGCUACCCAUUCACUCGCCUGCAUUGUAAGAAAUCCAUCCACGAAUAUAAAAUGUAGGCAACGAUACUCGUUCGCCUCUCUGUCACCCUCCCUCAUACUUAAGUCCUGUACUCUCCUCUGCAAUGACUGCCUCCCACCUCUGUUCCCGACCUCCCGCUGCUCGACCUCCUCUUUAGUGACCCACGGCAGAAAACACAGCUGUCACGGCAGAAAACACAGCUGUCGGUCGGGACGUUCCCUACGCACUACGCACUACGCAGCCACACACGUGAACCCCCCCCUGCCCGCCAUCUACUGGCGGGCGCAGGAGAAGAGGCGCCCCCACCACCCCGCGUACCCCCCCUGCCGCGCAAACUCAACGGAUUCGCGCUUGGGGAGGGGCACCCAAUGGGGCUGGUGGUGGUGGGGAGGUGGCAUGAGUGGGGGCGGCAUCAGUGGGGGUGGCAUGUAGGGGGCGAAGAUGUACGGCGGCGGGGGCGGCGGGAAGAAGACCAUCGGCAGGGCCUGGAAGUGCACGUGUGGGUGUGGUGCUGCUGGGGUGCCGCGACGGCUGGGGGCAUGGCGGCCAUGGUGGGCGCAGGUUGUGGUGCCAACUGUGGCGGUGCCUGACAAACCACACGCGUACACACGUACACACACAUGACUGUCACCUGGACACUUUAUGAGAGUUCUCGCUCGUCAGUCAGUGUCGUGUUGUGUUGUGUGUCAUGCCCACCUGCUGGUUUGCCACCGCCGCCGCUGGCCCCUGGGCCGCCUCCCACGCAGUCAGGUCGGCACGCACCAGCUCGGCCACCUGUCUGGCCUGCUGUGUGGCCUCCCUCGCCGCGGCGGUCGCUGCCAGUGCCCCCAUCUUCCUCCUGCCGCUGGCCUGCUGCCCACCAUCGCUGCUGUUGCUGCUGUCGCUGCUGUCGCUGCUGUCGCUGCUGUCGCUGGAUGAGCUGCUGCUGAAUGGUGUCUUGGGCGCGACGUGCUUCCCUCGUCACCCUCACCCCCAGUUACACAACCCCCAUCAGCAGCAGCGGCCUUGGGCUCCGACCUCGGUGGCGCAGAAAGGGUGGGCGUGGGUGUGGGUGGGGGCAUGUUGGGUGUGAUAUAAAAUGUCGGCGGUGAUGGAUCGCCGGCACACCUGAAGUCACAUCGAGACACAAUGACAAACAAAAGAUAUUGCUGUGUCUCGGUCUCUCCCCGCCCUGAGCCUCGCACCUUCCCGCGCCAGGAAUGAGGCUGCUGGCUGUCGAGGACCUCGACCUCCCUUGGGCGCCUCUUGGCUGCGGCUGCAGGCGGCGGGGCGACGGUCUCGUCCGGCAGGGCGAAGCCGGCAAUCUGAUGGAUGGAUGGAUGGGCCACACCCAUAACAUGACACGGAGGGAGGAGUUCACACACGUAUGAUGUGGGGGGUGUAUUGGUUGUGUUAAUUGACGGAUGCGAUGCAGACAGACCUGGAUGACGUUCUUGAGCGUGGUCUUCUCCCUCUUCUCAACAUUGCCGCCGCUCUUGACUCUGCACACACACACAGACAGACAGACAGACAGACAGUGACGCCCCCUUAUCACCCCACACGUCUGCAUAUGUGUCUUACGGGCGCGUGUUGGGCUGCUUACAUGUUGAUGAGUGUGUUGAUUUGGGUCUGGAUGCGCCGGUAGUCGCGCGACGGCAGCUCUCCGAAGGGCAGCGACGUCACCAUGUCGACCAACUGGCGGAACCUGAACUGGAAACUCUGCCGCCUGCCGUCUGCACGCACACCACACACACACACACACACAUGAUGGAUGGAUGGAUGGAUGAAUCGAUGGGUGUGUCAGACGUCCGUCGCCACUCACCAGGCAUCUGGUUGGUCUGCUCAGUCAGCCACUUGUCCACAGCGGCCUGUCGGGUGUGGAUCAACUCCUCGCAGACCUCCUCCCACACGGGGAUGUCUUGCGUGUGCCAGUGGUGGUCCAGCACGUCGGUGACCUCCUCGGCCUUGGCGUACCACUCGGCGGCCAGCUUGGCGCGCAUCCUCUGACAGAGAAUGGAACAGCCGGGAAAGAGACAUCAGCGAAUGCUCAUGAGCCUCUUCCUUUAUCCUUCACUCACUGAC
Molecule: messenger RNA, 2088 nt
Organism: Vitrella brassicaformis
Lineage: Eukaryota; Vitrellaceae
Source: the annotation of a GenBank genome assembly